This is a messenger RNA of Acytostelium subglobosum LB1, 1290 nucleotides long. RefSeq lists its product as hypothetical. The transcript has 4 exons. Bases 1 to 1290 code for a protein of 429 amino acids. The record is from RefSeq and is a predicted model, not a curated record. Lineage: Eukaryota; Evosea; Eumycetozoa; Acytosteliales; Acytosteliaceae.
AUGGGAAUACUCAAUAGAAAGAAGAGGACUUCAAAGAGCAAGGACGAUGAGUUGUUCGCCAUUACAACAUUACCAGCUAUAGUACCUUUGCCUUUGAGCCCUUUCAAACCACCAGUUACAUCGACGGCCACAGCAACAGCGACAGCACCACCUUCACCACCUCUAACUGCCACGACGGGACAGACAUCUUCACCGCCACUCACCUCGACGCCUGCAUCGUCACUCAUAUCAAACCACAACAACACGACAAUGCCAUCGACAUCCCUGCGACAUGCAUCACCCUAUCUCAAGGGUGCCUAUCUCUCACCGACUCGUCUGCCGCCACAUGCUCAGCAGCAGCGUGAAGAACAACAGCAACAACAGCAACAACAACAGCAACAUCAACAUCCUGCAUUGACACACAAGCACUCGACAAAUGAUCUGUUACAGCAGCAGCAACUACAACAACAACAGCAACAACAGCUGAUAAGCAAGUCAUCCUCAAUGAACAAUAUAUCAAAGAUAAUGGAUGGCCACGUUCUCACAAAGACCACGAUGAUGACGACGACCACAACAACGACGACCACCACGACCACAAUGACAACGAUACCGCUCACUCCUUUACAGCCGACUCUGCAGAGGAUACAUUCGCAGCAGCAUCUGCCGUCGCUCACACCAAAGCAGCAGACGCCACCCCUCGAGCCUGUCAAGCUCAAGAAGAAUGUGGCCGUCUCGAUACCGUCCACCAAGCGACUGCUGGAGGGUGAGCGCUCUCGAAAGAUGUCCAUCGCUGCCGAGGUCGAGCUCUACUUCAAACUCAAGCAAUCUGAGACGGACUUUGCACACUCACUCACCUGUGCCGUGUCGCCCUUCCAGUACCUGGACGACAAGGAGGCCAAUGAUAACCUUAGUGUCGAGGACUUUAAGGUGGAGCUGAGCUUUGAUGGAUACACCAACUGGUAUAGGGAUAUGAACCGUAGGGUAUCACAGAAGACUAUAAUGAUACAGGAUGACAAGGAUUCAUCAUCAGAGAUAAUGGAGGAGAAGGGCGGCUCAAACAAUCUGCACGCAUCACCAAAGUUCACACCGGUUUGGAAGAGGAAGAAGAAGGCAAAUAAGGAUGAGGAUGUUGAGCACUUGGAAUUCAUGAGGCGUCAUCUGCACAAUGACAACAAUCAACAGCAGCAUCAGCAGCACGCUGUCAAGAAGAGUCCGAUGCACACGCACAGCGACAUGCACAUUAUCAACACGCACGUCAACAACAUCUCGCUCUCGAACAACACAAGCAGCAGCCUCUCAAUUGGCCAGUAA